AUGAAGCUCCGUCACGUGCUCCUGGGCUCCCUGCCUCUCCUGAUACUGGCUGGCUGUGUCAGUGCACUCGAAGCCUCCACCAUCAACCUGCACACCUUCAUUGGCUGCGCUGUGCGUGAGUUCACCUUCCUGGCUAGGAAACCUGGCUGCAAGGGGAUGCGCAUCACCACGGACGCCUGCUGGGGACGCUGCGAGACUUGGGAGAAGCCUGUGCCGGAUCCCCCGUACAUCGAUGCGCACCACCGAGUCUGCACCUACAAUGAGACUAAGCUGGUUACGGUGAAGCUGCCGAAUUGUGCUGCUGCUGUGGAUCCUUCCUACACGUACCCUAUGGCCAUACGGUGUGACUGCGGGGUCUGUGCUACUGCAACUACUGAAUGUGAGACUGUCUGA
Molecule: messenger RNA, 393 nt
Organism: Mauremys reevesii (Reeves's turtle)
Lineage: Eukaryota; Metazoa; Chordata; Testudines; Geoemydidae
Gene: GPHB5
Product: glycoprotein hormone subunit beta 5
Exons: 2
Coding region: 1-393 (130 amino acids)
Biological process (GO): G protein-coupled receptor signaling pathway; regulation of thyroid hormone receptor signaling pathway
Cellular component (GO): cytoplasm; extracellular region
Molecular function (GO): hormone activity
Source: RefSeq, a predicted model, not a curated record